CAUACAGUAGGUGGCGGUGUGCACCUGUAACGUUGGUUGCGACCCGCCAUAAACUAAAGUGAAGAAGAAGAAUCCGGAAGUAGACGAAGAAGACGACAACUUUAGUUGUUCGUAAGUUAGUAAGUCCUUCAUGUGAGUGUAAACCGAGCCAUGGCCGGUCCAGAGCUCCUGCUGGACUCCAGUAUCCGUUUGUGGGUGGUGCUGCCCAUCGUGGUCAUCACCUUCCUGGUGGGGGUCAUCCGCCAUUACGUCACUCAGCUGCUGCACAGUGACAAGAAGGUGGACCUGGAGCAGGUCUCUGACAGUCAGGUGCUCCUGCGCAGUCGCGUCCUGAGAGAGAAUGGCAAAUACAUCCCCAGACAGUCGUUCACCAUGAGGAAACAUUACUUCAACGAUGCAGAGACGGGAUUCUUCAAGAAGGUCAAGAGGAAGGUCGUCCCCAAAAACCCCAUGACAGACAGCAGCAUGCUGACAGACAUGAUGAAAGGCAACCUGACCAACGUUCUCCCCAUGAUUGUGAUUGGAGGAUGGAUCAACUGGGCCUUCUCUGGAUUUGUCAUAACCAAGGUUCCUUUCCCCCUGACUCUGAGGUUCAAGCCCAUGUUGCAGCGUGGCAUCGACCUGCUGACGCUGGAUGCCUCCUGGGUGAGUUCUGCAUCCUGGUACUUCCUCAACGUCUUUGGUCUCAGGAGCAUGUACAGCCUCAUCCUGGGUCAAGACAACGGUGAGUCCCCCUCACCACUUAGUGUGUCCCCCUCACCACUUAGUGAGUCCCCCUCACCACUUAGUGUGUCCCCCUCACCACAACCCUCACCACUUUGUGUGUCCCCCUCACCACUUUGUGUGUCCCCCUCACCACCACCCUCACCACUUUGUGUCCACCACCACCCUCACACUUUGUGUGUCCACCACCACCCUGACACUUUGUCCCCCUCACCACCACCCUCACACUUUGUGUGUCCACCACCACCCUGACACUUUGUGUACCCCUCACCGCCUUGUGUCUCCCCCUCACCACCUUGUGUGUCCCCCUCACCGCCUUGUGUGUCCCCCUCACCACCACCCUCACACUUUGUGUCCACCACCACCCUGACACUUUGUGUUCCCCUUACCGCCUUGUGUGUCCCCCUGUGUGUG
This is a messenger RNA of Entelurus aequoreus (snake pipefish), 1137 nucleotides long. Its product is annotated as ER membrane protein complex subunit 3-like. NCBI's taxonomy places the organism in Eukaryota, Metazoa, Chordata, Actinopteri, Syngnathiformes, Syngnathidae. Gene Ontology annotation, cellular component: membrane; EMC complex. The coding region runs from base 151 to 975 and encodes 274 amino acids. Gene Ontology annotation, biological process: protein folding in endoplasmic reticulum. The record is from RefSeq and is a predicted model, not a curated record. The transcript has 8 exons.